Messenger RNA from Rotaria sp. Silwood2, 1101 nucleotides. Lineage: Eukaryota; Metazoa; Rotifera; Eurotatoria; Philodinida; Philodinidae. The record is from the annotation of a GenBank genome assembly.
AUGGGAAACUAUUCAGAAGCACUCUAUUACCAUAAAAAGACGCUUGAAAUUGAGCAGGAAUCUUUUCCACCUAAUCAUCCUAGUCUUGCUACUACCUACUGCAGCAUCGAUUUUUCGUAUCAUGAGAUGGGACAGUACUCACUUGCAAUCACAAACUAUGAGAAGGCACUCGAGAUACAAAGCAAAUACAUUGGACCUGUGUACGCUUCACAACGAAAUUAUUCCAAUUCGCUGUCAUCUUAUGGAAAGGCACUUACAAUACGACUUGCAUCUCUUUCAUCUAAUCAUUCUGACCUAGCUAGUACGUACAACAACACUGGAUUGGUGUAUACUGAAAUUGGGCAGUUAAAAAAUGCUCUCUCGAACUAUCAAAAAGCAUAUGAAAUCCAACAAAGAUCUCUUUCGUGUGAUCAUCCAUUGUUGGCUACAACAUACAGUAACAUCGGUUUAGUUCAUCAAAAAAUGAAGAAAUAUUCGAAAGCAUUAGCAUACUAUAAUAAGACACUUGAGAUCCAACAAAAGUGUAUUUUACACAAUCAUCCAUCACUAGCUAUUACCUUGGACAACAUUGCUUUAAUUCAUAAAUCGUUAGGAAAUUAUUCGACAGCACUCGACGGUUACCAUCAGGCGCUUGAUAUUAUGAAGAAAUCUCUUCCAAACGAUCAUAUAUUGUUGGCUAUGACGUACAACAACAUUGCGUCAUUACAUGAGGUCAUGAAAAGCUAUUCGAUUGCAUUAUUAUACUACGACAAGACAAUUGAUAUCGAACUGAAAUCUUUUGCACCUGAUCAUCCAUCAUUAGCUAUUACUUACAACAAUAUUAGUUCUGUGCACUAUUCACUGGGAAAAUAUUCGAGUGCACUGUCAUAUUAUGAACAGACACUUGAAAUUCAACAGAAGUGUCAUCCAUUGAAUUAUCCAUCGUUGAGUAUCUUCCACUAUAAUAUAGCGAAGGCACUAGAAAAUCUUCAGCAGUAUACAGAGGCUAUCAAACAUGCCACACAAGCGAUGCAAUAUGCACGUCAAGCUUUCGAUAAUGAACAUCGAGAAGUUAAAGAAAUUCAGGAAUAUCUCGAAUUCCUUCAAGAAAAACUUCAAUGA